Dermacentor silvarum is the source of this 1724-nucleotide messenger RNA. RefSeq names its product venom serine carboxypeptidase-like. The record is from RefSeq and is a predicted model, not a curated record. Gene Ontology annotation, biological process: proteolysis. The transcript has 4 exons. Bases 306 to 1652 code for a protein of 448 amino acids. Gene Ontology annotation, molecular function: serine-type carboxypeptidase activity. NCBI's taxonomy places the organism in Eukaryota, Metazoa, Arthropoda, Arachnida, Ixodida, Ixodidae.
ACCACCUAACCAUCCAGACGAAACCUACGAGAACACGCUGUGUUGCCUGCGCAUUUUCUCCGUAUUCUGCUGAAUUGUCGAGCACGCGGCAAUGAAGCUGCGCCAGUUCUCAAAAGGCCUCCUGAUUUUAAUCCGCCAUUUUAACAGUGUGUAAAUGCGACAGUGACGAAGAAAAUAGUGAAUCUUUUGUCGCUGAAAGUGAAAGCGCCACUACGCACUGUGCAUACGUCGACGAUGAGAACUCAGAUGACGAUCUCCGGCUUUAUCCAACGAAUGACCGAAUACCUCAAGAUGAACUUCGUCGUAUGAGAUCUGCCAGCCGUGUUUGCUUGCCAGAGCCAUGUGACAACCUAACAGCGUAUUCUGGUUUUAUUCCUGUCGAUGAUUACGAUAGCUCCUUCUUAUUUUUCUUGCUCAUCAAAGCCACGCAUGAACCCCGCCAAAAACCUCUCUUGCUUUGGCUGCAAGGUGGCCCUGGAAAAUCUUCGCUGUUUGGCCAGUUCCUCGAAAAUGGGCCGCUAGGUAUCAACGCUUCAGGGGGACUCUAUUACAGACAUCAUACCCUGGUCAAACAGUUCCACGUUAUCUACUUGGAUCAACCUGUAGGAUCGGGAUUCAGUUUCGACGAAGAAGAGGAGUACCCCUCUACACUUGAAGAGGCAACUACGCACAUCAUGAGAUUCUUGAGGCGUUUCUUGAGGCUUUUUCCUGAAUACCAAGGACGAAGUUUCUACAUCGCUGGAGAAUCUUACGGAGCACGAUCGGCCAUUGCAGCAGCGCAGAGGGUGCAGACACGGUACCCUUGGGAGCUUCCACUGCGUUUAGAGGGAGUUAUGCUUGGUGUCGGCUUCAUUUUUCCGCUUUUGGAAAUAAUUAACUCAACCGAUUACCUCUAUUACGCGGGACUGCUUGACGAUAACGGUCGACAUUCAUUCGCGGAACGAUUUAACAACAUUCAAAACCUAGUCAGCAUUCGAAAUUUCUCCCUGGCUGCUCAUUUCCUAAGCCAAACUGUUCUCAAUUUGCGCGUCGGCGGGCAGCAAAGCCUAUUCGAAAACUUGACCGGUUUCAAGCACCACGGAAGCAUUAUAAGGCCUGAGAGACCCGCAGAAGUUGGCGCAUACAUGAAAUAUGCAAACAGUGAAAAAUUCAAGAAGAUAAUUCACGUCAAUACUUCCAGAAUUCUGGAUCGUACACGGAUAAAGAUAGCAACACAGUUAGCUGUAGGAGAUUUCUUCGUAGACCUGGAACAAACAUUACUGUCCGUUCUCAACACUAGGCACGUGCUUCUGUACACAGCACAACUGGACGCUGUGUUUCCGGCUGUGAACAUCGAACGCUGCUUCCAGAAGCUGAAAUGGCGAGGUCAGGACAUGUUUAAAAGGGCUAAACGUCAUUUUUGGCACCGAGACAACAAUUCCUCACUCGAGCUGCUUGGCUACGAGAAGAGGGUAGGCGCCGUCAUGUUUAACACCGUGCUCUUCGGCGGCCAUUAUGUGUCCCUUGAUCAAUCAUUCGCAAUAAGUGAUUUGUAUAGCCGGUUUUUAAAGUUUCGAAAAACGGAGCCAUCCAGUGGCAGCGAGGAAGCAUCAUCGUCUGCUCCGGAUGAUGUUCUUAUCUGCACUGAAGAGCUUUCACGUUUUAUGUCAUGAAUAAAUAAUGGAACGGUUAUUUUCAUGGGCUCAAAGACCACGUUCGUACACGGUGGUUUCAAUAAACAUUAC